ACUAGCCAAUUGCUAAUCUGCAGUUAAUGCAAGCACAUCUAAACUUGAAUUAAUUUUCUAAACAGCUCUGGACUUGAUUAAGAAUGUGCAAGUGCAAGCAAUCAUAGGACCAAGAAAUUCAAUGCAAGCAAACUUUAUGAUAGCCCUAGGAAACAAAUCUCAAGUGCCCAUCAUCUCUUUCUCCGCGACGAGUCCUUUCCUAAUUUCCUCAAUGAGAAGUCCGUACUUUUUUCGAGCAACCCACAAUGACUCAUCUCAAGUCAAAGCCAUUAGUGCCAUUGUCCAAACCUUUCGAUGGAGAGAAGUAGUGCCCAUAUAUGUAGACAAUGAGUUUGGAGAAGGGGUUAUACCUUACUUAUCCGAUGCUUUAGAAGAGAGGUUAAUGCUCGGAUUCCUUACCGAAGCGUUAUCUCUCCUAGAGCCACUGAUGAGGAAAUUGAAAGAGAGCUAUUUAAGUUAAUGUCAAUGCAUAGUAGAGUGUUCAUUGUUCAUAUGACCCCAGAUCUUGGGUCUCGGCUUUUUGACAAAGCAACAGAGAUUGGAAUGAUGAGUGAAGGAUAUGUUUGGAUAAUAACUGAUGGGAUGACCAAUGUUUGGAGUUUGAUUCAUCAUUCUGAUCAUAUGGAUUCCAUGCAGGGUGUGUUGGGUGUAAGGAGUUAUGUUCCGAAGUCAAAAGAGUUGGAGAAUUUUAAGGUAAGAUGGAAAAGCAAAUUUGUGCAAAAUAAUCCUAGUAUGAUAAAUGCUGAACUAGACAUUUUUGGAUUAUGGGCUUAUGAUGCUACAUUAGCACUAGCCAUGGCAGUGGAAGAGGCACUAGGCAUCGCAAAAUUCAACUUUGAUGCAUCAAAUCUUGAAUCUUUUGGCUGGGUUUCUCAAAAUGGUCCCAAACUCAUUGAAGCUUUGUCAAGUAUGAGAUUUAAAGGCAUUAGUGGAGAAUUUGGGUUUGUCAAUGGGCAACUAGAGCCCUCAGUUAUCCAGAUUUUUAAUGUAAAUGGAAAUGGUGAAAAGGGGAUUGGGUUUUGGACGUCAAAGGAUGGACUAGUUAAAAGACUGGACUCCACUUCUAAUGCCAAUCUUGGAACCAUUAGAUGGCCGGGGGAUUCAUAUUCCAUUCCUAGAGGCUGGGAAAUUCCGAUAAAGGGGAGGAAGUUGAAGAUUGGAGUGCCAAUGAGAAAGGGAUUUGAUGAAUUUGUCAAGGUAACAUGGGAUCAGAAGACUAAUUCAACUACCUUCACUGGAAGUUGCAUAGAUAUCUUCAAUGAUGCCAUGAAGGUAAUGCCAUACCCCAUGUAGGAUAUAUUUAUAGUGCAAAACCUUAUUCUCUUAUGUGUUUUUUAUCGAUAUGGGAUGCAUUGAUUAGAGAAAAUUGACAGCUUUUAGUGACGAAAUAUAUUUUUUAGUGAUGA
Rubroshorea leprosula is the source of this 1406-nucleotide messenger RNA. NCBI's taxonomy places the organism in Eukaryota, Viridiplantae, Streptophyta, Magnoliopsida, Malvales, Dipterocarpaceae. The record is from the annotation of a GenBank genome assembly.